Molecule: messenger RNA, 2231 nt
Organism: Clupea harengus (Atlantic herring)
Lineage: Eukaryota; Metazoa; Chordata; Actinopteri; Clupeiformes; Clupeidae
Product: kynurenine--oxoglutarate transaminase 3
Biological process (GO): biosynthetic process
Cellular component (GO): mitochondrion; cytoplasm
Molecular function (GO): L-kynurenine:2-oxoglutarate transaminase activity; pyridoxal phosphate binding
Source: RefSeq, a predicted model, not a curated record
GCGGAACGGUUUUCAGACGGUGGAGGGUCCGUCAGAGAGUUGCUUGGUGCACUCAUACCAACACAAUAAAACAGUAGGAUGGGCUUUGAGAGAGCAGGAAGGGCUAAAGACUUUAAAUGUUUUUUUGCAGUGUUACAGAAGUUUCAGUAUCCCGGCUCCAGAUCAUACUCAGAUGUACCUUCUUUUUCAAUAAAUAGCAAAAAAUAACGGUAUUUAUUUUGAGGUGAUGAAAGUGGAUAAAACAAUUAGUCUAACAUGAUUGGCUAACCAAAGGGGCGGGAGUAUAAGUACGUCGUGUGGACUCUUUCCAAACAUCACGCUUGCUGCCUGCAUUCGAUUGGCACUCAUUCAGUUUUGCAGGUUGCAGAUAUGAACAUCACACACCUCGCAUGUCGAUGCUACCUCUCUGCUUGUCCAAUAUUCAGAGUUAACCCUGCCAGACUCCUCUCAUCCACACAAGUGACCAUGGCAUCCUCCAGGCAUAAACAUGCCAAGAGAAUUGAGGGUCUGGACAAGAAUGUGUGGGUUGCCUUCACAUCCGUGGCAGCAGACCCGACCAUCGUCAACCUUGGACAGGGCUACCCUGAUAUUCCACCUCCCUCAUAUGUCAAAGAAGGGCUUGCCCAGGCAGCAGCUGUGGACAGACUGAACCAGUACACAAGAGGCUUUGGUCAUCCGUCUUUGGUGAAGGCCCUGUCGCAAGUGUAUGGGAAAGUGUACGAUCGGCAGAUUGAUCCCCUUAAAGAGAUCCUGGUCACAGUUGGGGGUUACGGUUCCCUAUUCAGUUGCAUGCAGGCUCUGGUAGAGGAGAAGGAUGAGGUCAUCAUUAUUGAGCCUUUUUUUGAUUGCUAUGUUCCAAUGGUACGAAUGGCAGGAGCAAAGCCAGUAUUGAUCCCCCUCAGACUGAAGCCUGGCAAGAAAGGAGACAUCACCAGUGCAGACUGGGUUCUGGAUCAGGAUGAACUUGCCAGCAAAUUCAACUCAAACACGAAGGCCAUUAUCAUCAACACGCCAAACAAUCCCAUAGGCAAGAUUUUCAGCAGAGCUGAACUCCAGGCCAUCGCAGACCUUUGCAUCAAACACGACACCCUGUGCUUCAGCGACGAGGUGUACGAGUGGCUCAUCUACAAAGGCCACGAGCAUAUCAAAAUAGCCACUCUGCCGGGUAUGUGGGACCGGACGGUGACCAUCAGCAGUGCGGGGAAGACCUUCAGUGUGACUGGCUGGAAGCUUGGCUGGUCCAUUGGCCCAGAACACCUGAUCAAGCACCUGCAAACUGUCAUGCAGAACACCUUGUACACCUGUCCCACUCCACUACAGGAGGCAGUAGCACAGGGCCUGAUGAUAGACUACCAGCGCAUGGGCCAGCCCGACUGCUACUUCUCCUCGCUGGCUGAUGAGCUGGAGGGGAAGAGGGACCGCCUGGCCGGUAUCCUGCGCUCCAUCGGCAUGACCCCUGUGGUUCCAGAAGGCGGCUACUUCAUGAUCGUGGACGUGACCGCGCUCAAUCAGGACCUGUCGCACAUGGGGGGCGAUGAGGCAUACGACUACAAGUUUGUCAAGUGGAUGAUCAAAGAGAAGAAACUGGCAGCCAUUCCAGUAACUGCCUUCUGUGGAGAUGACUCCAUAAAGCAGUUUGAGAAAUAUAUACGCUUGUGCUUCAUCAAGCAAGACAGCACAUUGGAUGCAGCAGAAGCCAUCCUGAGAAGCUGGAACAAGUAGAUGCCAUGCUGGGAAGGUCCAUGACUGACAAUCUACUGCGUUCACACAGCGUGUUGACUUGACCUGAAUUGGAUUAUGUUUGCAAAGUGACCCAGAUCUGAUCUUUUCUGUGUAAUGUGAACAGUACACAAUAUUUUUUUUUUCAUGUCAAAUCAGGGCCACUUUAGAAUGAGGAAUGGAGCAUUAAAACCUGCAGUGUGAACAUAGCAUUAGUCUUUCUUAAGACUAUAAGUGUUUGCAUUCAUCUUUAACACAACACGUGGAGUUCAACAAAGUAUUGGCCACAUAUUUAUAGUGCAUACGUGAAUCAAACUUGAAUCAAGGCCUUAGACACUCACAAAAUGUAGUUUUAUAUUCUCUCUCUCUCUCGUCAUUAAUGAAGAUUUUAUUGAAUAUUUUCUGGUGUGUAAGACUUGAUGUAGCAACAUAGUGGCUGGUUUUGCUGAAGAUGUGAAUGAAAAUGGUUGUUAAUUUAAUUUCAAAUAUUAAAAUUUUGUUCUUUCAAAACA